Aspergillus affinis is the source of this 2094-nucleotide messenger RNA. RefSeq names its product putative C6 transcription factor. The coding region runs from base 1 to 2094 and encodes 697 amino acids. Gene Ontology annotation, biological process: positive regulation of transcription from RNA polymerase II promoter by galactose; DNA-templated transcription. The record is from RefSeq and is a predicted model, not a curated record. The transcript has 3 exons. Lineage: Eukaryota; Fungi; Ascomycota; Eurotiomycetes; Eurotiales; Aspergillaceae. Gene Ontology annotation, molecular function: RNA polymerase II cis-regulatory region sequence-specific DNA binding; zinc ion binding; DNA-binding transcription factor activity, RNA polymerase II-specific. Gene Ontology annotation, cellular component: nucleus.
AUGUCUGGCAGGGAACCCUUGAACCGAUCUCUCCUACCAUCCCAGCUAGUUUCGCAAGACCCUGCAAGCCACAGUAACCGGUACAUCGAGCACGGAACCAUCUCGGCCGUCGACGCGGAAGAACACCCCGAUGCCCUCCGGCCGCGGAAGAGACGACGGAACAGUAUCGACCGUCUCUUUGAGCAAAUGCAGAGCAUGCAAGAGCAGAUCACCGCGCUCUCAUCCGCCGUGCAUCUGCUCGCCGAAGGGCAUCCCGGCAUCACGCCUCCGCGGUCAACUGAGACGAACCAACAAUCGGUCGUGACGUCACAGCGGCCCUUCAGUCGUUUGUCGACAGCAGGAAGGGACUGCUUCCAAGGCCCUACGACCUCAGCGUUUAGUUUCGACCUCGCGAAAUCAAGCCUCCAGAGUCGGGGGAUCGUUGAGCGGCAUGAAGCAGACGGAGAGGCCGAUGCCGAUGGAUACGUGACUCAGGAACCAUCUCCGCGGCCAUCCCCCACAGCGCCGGACAAGAGUGUAAACCUCCGAGGUGGUGAUGCGCUCUGGAUGAUUGGGAAGACUGAAGCGCUGCGGCUGUGUCGGGUGUAUGAGGAAGAGAUGGGAAUCAUGUAUCCCGUUCUGGACCUCUCGGAGCUUUUGCAUCAGGUCGAAGUCCUUUAUAGCUCGCGGUCUGGUGAGCAGAGUACUGAGGCGUUGGAUAGUGAUGAUGUGCAUAUCCUGCGCCUGGUAUUCGCGUGCGCCUUGACGGCUGAGGCAAGCGGGAGUAGUGAGUUGGCAAUGCGUCUAUUCGACAGUGUCCGUGAGGUCGCGGAUAAUUGUGUCUGGGGGGCACCGGCGAUUAAAAGUAUCAUAUUUCUGACCUUAGUGGCGAUAUUCUAUUUCCAAAUGGACGAAGAAACCCUGGCCUGGCGAACAAUCGGUAUCGUCGAGCGCAUGUCGCUGGAAAAAGGACUGCAUCGACGAGAAACGCUCACUCAACUAGGCCUUGCGGCAGAAGGACGCGAACGCGUGCUUCGACUUUUCUGGUCUAUCUACAUCCUCGACAUACGCUGGAGUUUUGGAACGGGCAUGCCCUUCUCUCUCGAAGACACGGACAUCGAUCCCUGGCUCCCCGAGCCGGAAGAGAAGACGCCCUACCUGCGCGUCAUGAUCCGAUAUAGUCGGAUCGCCGCGAAAGUGUGGAAAUUUAUCUCAGCAUUCAACAACACCGACGAGAUCAGGAAAGACGAGAUGAACUACCUCAACUGGCAGGUUCUGCAAUGGAUCGGCGCGAUUCCUGACUCCCUACGUCUCGACCACCACCCCGUCGCCGAUUCUGGUCAGGACGAACCUCGGAGCAUUCGUCGUCUUCGCAGUCUGCUCUACCUGCGCUCUAACCAACUGCGCAUGCUCAUCCAUCGACCGGUUCUGCAUUCCGCAGCACAUAUUAUGCGGUAUCCAUCCGAGUCGCAAACUGUUGUCGAUAUCGCCAAGGAUACGAUUCGCUUCAUCGCGCGCCUCAAUGAAACGUCGGAUAUUUAUCGCCUCCAGCAAGUGGCCUUCAACUGGUUCCUGGUAUCUGCUCUGGCGGUGCUGUUUCUGGCAGUCGCUCAAACGCCAAGCCAAUUCAGUGGAUCCUGUAAGGAGGAAUUCUACAUGGCGCUUGAGCUCGUCAAAGGGUUUUCUACUCGCUCGUACAUCUCUAGGAAGUUGUGGAGGUCUAUUCGCAGUUUGAGGAAACUAGGACCUCAGUUAGGAUUGCAUGUUCACGGAAAUCAACCCCAACAUCAACAUCAACACUCUGCGCAGGAGGAGUCACAUACGGGUGAUGGAGUAUACCACCCUGAAGAAAAUGGUGAAACAGAGAUAGAGUCAUUCGACGCACCGGUGUCCACCAGCAACCAUAGUCAUUCGCCGCUGGACGGAGCGCAAAUGACCCGCGAGUUGAUGGAGUGGUUCGAAGCGGUCGGAAACCUAGAAGAUCAAAUUAUGGGUGUUGGACCGCAGAGUUUGUCGGAUUUGGGAUGGCAGCAUGGAGGUCGCAUGGCGGGUGGGAAUGGUUACUUGGUCGAUUACGGAGGGGAGCUGUCGAGUUUGAUGAAGGAUUGUUUCUAG